GGGAAGAGUGGCUCAUGGGAGAGGAAGAAGAAGGUUCACAACCGGCCAGGGCCCUUCUUGGCAAAAUGUGGCAAAUGCAAUGCCUCUUAUUCUGUUUUUCCCUGUUGCUUGCCCUGAGUGGUCAGCAGACACCGGGGGCACUAAAUAUGUCUGGUGUGCUCCACUGUGGGCAGCAGGGUUUUCAGUUCAUUGUUAACUAUCUCCUCCAGGACAGAAUGAUGCCUGUGUUCAUAGCUUGGGACAACAAAGGGCUGCCACACAAGCUGGUGAACAAUUCUGAGUGUGGUAUGUGGGUGAGGGAGGACCCUGAUGGCUCAGUGAUAUUGGAAGCCAACUACAGUGGCUGCUACGUCAAGGAGCGGGGCUUUCACUACAUCCUGCCUAUCGGGGUAGAAGGAGUAGAUGCAGCUGGACACACGAUGCUCAUGAAGAGGCUACUCAGGUGUCCUGUGAAUCUUCCAGGUAACAGCUGGAGACUUCAGACUCUGGGCCAAGCUGCUCCAGGUGCUGACCUGUGUGACUCCGUGCCUGUGGAGGACAGAUUACCAUGUGUAUCCUCUCAGGCUUCUCAAGCAGACUGUGAAGAGCUGGGCUGCUGCUUCAGCCCUGCAGGAGAAGCCAGUUCCUGUUACUAUGGAAACACAGUGACCUCACAUUGUAGCCAGGAAGGCCACUUCUCCAUUGCUGUGUCCCGGGAAGUAGCUUCUCCCCCACUACGGUUGGAUUCUGUGCGUCUGGUCCUCGGGAAUGACAGUGGGUGUGAGCCCGUGAUGGUAACCCGAGCCUUUGUCCUGUUCAAGUUUCCAUUUACUUCCUGUGGAACCACAAGCUGGGUCACUGGAGACCAGACAGUAUAUGAAAAUGAGUUAACUGCCAUUAGGGAUGUAAGAACUUGGGAUCAUGGCUCUAUCACUCGUGACAGCAUCUUCAGGCUUCAAGUCAGCUGCAGCUAUUCACUAAAGAGUAACACAUUUCCAGUUAGUGUCCAGGUGUUUACCCUUUCACCUCCUCUUCCCAAGACCCAGGAUGGACCUCUCACUCUAGAACUUCAGAUUGCCAAGGACAAGGACUAUGGCUCCUACUAUGUGGCUAGUGACUACCCAGUGGUGAAAUUCCUUCGGGAUCCAGUCUACGUAGAGGUCUCCAUUCUUCACAGGACAGACCCCAGUUUGGGGCUCCUCCUACAUCAGUGUUGGGCUACACCUAGCCCCAACCCCCUGCACCAACCGCAGUGGCCCAUCUUGGUGAAAGGCUGCCCCUACACUGGGGACAACUACCAGGCUCAGAGGAUCCCUGUCAAGACCGCCUCAAACCUACUGUUUCCUUCACACCACCAGCGCUUCAGUUUCUCCACCUUCAGCUUUGUGGACUCUACAAGGGCGAAACAGGCUCUGAGUGGACAGGUGUUUCUGCACUGCAGUGCAUCCGUGUGCCAGCCUACAGGGAUGCUAUCGUGCAUGGUCACCUGUUCUCCUGCCAAGCGAAGAAGAAAAUCUGACCUGUAUUUUCAGAACAGUACUGCCAGCGUUUCUAGCAAGGGUCCUAUGAUUCUACUCCAAACUACUGAAGAUCCUUUAGAAAAGCUCCGUAAAUCUACAGGUGCUCCUGUGAACCCGCAAACUCUGUGGGUAGCAGGACUUUCUGGCACCUGCAUUGUUGGAGCCUUGUUAUUAUCCUACUUGGCUAUCAGGAGAUGGAAGUAAAGUAGUCAGACCAAAUGUGUCAAUAAAACUAUAUUGCAAUCCCA
Messenger RNA from Cavia porcellus (domestic guinea pig), 1747 nucleotides. It is a transcript of the gene Zp4, whose product is annotated as zona pellucida glycoprotein 4. Gene Ontology annotation, cellular component: egg coat. Gene Ontology annotation, biological process: prevention of polyspermy; binding of sperm to zona pellucida. Lineage: Eukaryota; Metazoa; Chordata; Mammalia; Rodentia; Caviidae. Gene Ontology annotation, molecular function: structural constituent of egg coat; acrosin binding. The transcript is spliced from 12 exons. Bases 15 to 1703 code for a protein of 562 amino acids. The record is from RefSeq and is a predicted model, not a curated record.